Molecule: messenger RNA, 3471 nt
Organism: Clarias gariepinus (North African catfish)
Lineage: Eukaryota; Metazoa; Chordata; Actinopteri; Siluriformes; Clariidae
Gene: fam169ab
Product: family with sequence similarity 169 member Ab
Exons: 13
Coding region: 141-3053 (970 amino acids)
Source: RefSeq, a predicted model, not a curated record
CGCUCGUGCUCCAAUACUCCUCCGAGUCACACUGAGCUGACGUUUGCGGGCCUGGAGUCUGGACAUCUGUGUUACAGAGAAAAACAUCCAAGAAUUAUUCAGAAAUACUACGACGAGCGCGUCGCCACCGAGACCAAGGGAUGGAGUUCCCUGUGGAUGUGCUAGAUGCCAUGAGUCAUGGCGAGUUAGAGCGCUCAGCCCGCAGCUACAUGAAUGAGUUGCUUUAUGCUGAUCCUGAUCAAGCCCAUUACUUUACUCUGCCAGGUGGAAAGAAGGUUCAGAUCAGUCUGUCCAGUGUUGGCUUUGUUCCUCUGUAUGGAGCCAAUCUCCAGCACAAAGUCCUGGCACUGUUCACCCCACAGGACCAGCUCACAGCUGUGGCUUUGUUUUUAGACAAUCAGUGGUACGCCGUGGAAGAUAUCCUCAAAACGGCAAACUCCAGGCGAGAAGGACUUAUCAAGGUGAGAGCUGUGGGCGAGAGAAUCGUCCUGUAUGUGUUAAACCGCAUUGUUUACCGCACUAAUGAGAUGGAAAAGGGAGAGAUGCCCUUCCUGUGCCACAGUGAAAACGAGCAUGCCAAAAUCUUCUGGAAGAGUGGCCAGGCUGUGGGAUUUUACUCGGUCAAACCGAAAGGGACUGUUUGUAAUAACUAUUUGAGGCAAUGCUACUUCCUCCCUGUGAUGGACUCCAUAUUUGUGAGGAAAGCUCACCGGGGGAAAGGCUAUGGGCUGCGGAUGCUGGAGGAUUUCGUGGAUUCUUUUAAUGAGGAUGAGCUUGGCCUGAAGUACCCUUUGACUCCAGCUAUGACAAAUGUGUGUAGGCGUUACCUGGAUCGUUACCCUGCUGAUGUGGACAUGUUUUGGGAGGUAGAGGGAAUCGGUGGCCCCUACCAGAGGACCAAAGUGGCUUAUAAACUCACCACUAGACCACUGAACGGUAGAUACUUGGUAGAUGCUCAUAAAGGUGGCCAUGCAGAGGAUAAUGGGCAAAAUGGAGAUAUUGUGGAGGAUCAUGUGGAGGAAUCGGAGGAGACCUCUCUUAACAUUACUGAGGAGGUUAUCAAGCAUCAUAAAGUUACUGAAGAGAUAGACACACCAGUCUCCACACGCACCCGUAGCAGUGAGCACAGGCGGAGGAAGCGAGUUCGAGAGGAAGAGGAGGCAAAGGGGGUGGAUAGCCGACCAGACAAAAUAAACAGGUUGGAGGUGGCAGAAGAGGAGCAGAAGGAAAUUGUCCCUGAUGAUGGUGGGAUAGUUGAAUCAGUGCCUAAGGCUCCUACUGAGACACCGACUGUGGAUGUAAAUAACAUGCAGGCUAAAGAUAAAACUGAGGGAGCAGAAAAAGAGGAUGUCCAGAAUGGCACUGCCAGCAAGGAACAAGGAGAGAUGGAGGUUGAGAAACUCAAGGCUCCUGUACGAAAGGUUGUAUUGGCACAAGAUGACACUCAAACAGUGGAACCCUCCGAGGAGCCAGCUGCAGAACAACAGGAAGAAGCACCUGUAGCUGAAGAUGACCAAGAAAUGGAAGUAGGUACUCUAGCUCACGUGCAGCAAAACAAGCAGGAUGACCCUGCAUCUGAGGAGAAAACCUUUCCCGAAAAUGAAAAGAACGAAGUAGAUGCACAAGUAGUUCCUGCAGAUAAGAAACAGGAACUAGAUUCUGGAGCUCAUAAGGAACUAGAAGUAGCUUCUGCAGCUCAUGAGAAACAAGAUGUAGCUCCAGCAGCUCAUGAGGAGCAAGAUGCAUCUUCUGCAGCUGAGACCAAACACAAGGUGUCUCCAGCAGCUGAGACCAAACACAAGGUGUCUCCAGCAGCUGAGACCAAACACAAGGUGUCUCCAGCAGCUGAGACCAAACACAAGGUGUCUCCAGCAGCUGAGACCAAACACAAGGUGUCUCCAGCAGCUGAGACCAAACACAAGGUGUCUCCAGCAGCUGAGACCAAACACAAGGUGUCUCCAGCAGCUGAGACCAAACACAAGGUGUCUCCAGCAGCUGAGACCAAACACAAGGUGUCUCCAGCAGCUGAGACCAAACACAAGGUGUCUCCAGCAGCUGAGACCAAACACAAGGUGUCUCCAGCAGCUGAGACCAAACACAAGGUGUCUCCAGCAGCUGAGACCAAACACAAGGUGUCUCCAGCAGCUGAGACCAAACACAAGGUGUCUCCAGCAGCUGAGACCAAACACAAGGUGUCUCCAGCAGCUGAGACCAAACACAAGGUGUCUCCAGCAGCUGAGGAUGAACAAGCAGUAGCAUCAACAGUAACGGAAAAUCAGGAAGAAAUAGCUUCUGGAUCGGAAGAGGAACAGGAAAGAGCCCCUGCAGCUAAGGAGAAACAAGAUGAAGAUGCUGUAGAUGCGGAGGAUCAGGAAGGUUCUUCUUCAGUUGAGGAGGAGCAAGGAGUGGCUUCUGAAAUAGAAAAUAAUGAACCAAAUUUUGCUGUUGAGGAGGAAAACAAAGUAGCUUCUGAAACUAAGGAUAAGGAAGUAGCUCAUUUCAUUGAGGAAAUGUCUUCACUUGGCACUGAUUCUGAGGGAGAAACAGGACAGGAUGAGGAUAUGGAUUUAAUGAAUAUGUUAGUGAGUGACCUGUCUGAACAGUCUUUUAAUAAAGAAGAGAGGCAAUCCACUGAGGAGAAGAUAGGCAGCCUACUAUUGGUGGAGGAAGAGGAGGCAACUCAAAAGGAUGAUGAGAUAGAUGAAGAGGGAGAGGAAAAGAAUCUAAAUGACACUUCGGAUUUUUCAAAGGUUCUCUGUGAGGCCAUAACCAAAACGGUGCCUCUGACCUCCAAACGCACCUCCAAGAGACUGAGCAAGAUGGUACUGGAUGAAGAAGAAGGAGAACAGGAAAGAGAGUUGAAAGGGGUAGAAGAUGACAAGGGAAUGAGCACAGAGGAAGAAAAACUGACAACAGAGGAGGAGGCUGAGCACAGUUCGGAGGACGAGCAAGUCCAUGAUCCACCAGUGAUUGACAGGAGGGUGUUGAGAAGGAAAACCAAAGUGAUCCAGACCAAGCAGCGGACCAGAUCUAAGCGACGUGGCAAGAUGUGAAGACACAUCACGUACACAUAUUCUCAAUAAUACAAUAGUUAUUUCAAAUGUAAGGUUCCAAUACACAGAACAGCACAGAAGAGGCUUAAAGCACGUGUGUGUGUGUGUGUGUGUGUGUGUGUGUGUGUGUGUGUGUGUGUGUGUGUGUGUGCGCAGAUUAUACAGUCUACAUAAACACACACGACUGAGCUUAAACCUGAUGUGUGCGGGGUUUUAUGGGGCUACAUUUUUAUAUUGAGGUUUGGAGUUAAAAUAAUUCACUGUUAACUUCUACUGUAACUGUUACUUAAGCUUUUUGUUAACACAGUUUUUAUUAUGAAAAUAGUUAAGAACAUGUUUUGUAUAAAUUAUUUCAGAUAUUUCUGUCCUUCCUAAACACAAACAUUUACUAAUAAAGCUAAUUUAGCCAUUACGAUUA